AUGGGCGGCGCGCAGGAUGAGAUCCGGCGGCUGAUGAAAGAGGCCAAGCAGAAACCCAGCGCUGCCACAACGCCAGUCCCGGCGGGCUUCUUCGACGAUUCUUUGGCCGACGCCAAGGCCCGCAAUGUGGACGUGAAGCAGCUGGCAGAGAAGCAACUUGAGUCCGAGUGGGAGGCAUUCCUGGACUUCGCAGCCGAGGUGGAGCAGCAGUCGGUCCAGGCUGACGAGACCAAGGAGCGUGAGGCCGUCGAGCAGCUCGAGAACAUGGAGUACGUGGACAGAUACCGCGUGGCGCUGGAGCGUGCAACUAGCCUUCGCAGCGGCAACAAUAAGCCUAAAACAGAGAAAAGGAAGCUGGACACUGCUUCUGAUGUGGUCAAAGAAGACGACGAGACGGAAGGUACGAAUGCCGUGCUGAGCGAGUACAAAAAGAAACACAAGAAGGCAAAGAAAAAGCACUCGGACAUUGAAGACUCCGACGACGACUUCGACAGUUGCAACUGGAGGUCUCGUGGCAUCUAA
Molecule: messenger RNA, 522 nt
Organism: Phytophthora infestans T30-4
Lineage: Eukaryota; Oomycota; Peronosporomycetes; Peronosporales; Peronosporaceae
Exons: 2
Coding region: 1-522 (173 amino acids)
Source: RefSeq, a predicted model, not a curated record